UUUUUAAAAAAAGCCCACCCAAAUCAAGUACAUUUUUUACUGUGCACUUUGGCCAUACUGUCACUGGCAAGAAGAAGCAUCAGGGGUUUGGAAGAAAAAAACAACGAAUCGAAAACGCCCUAAGCCAUGAUUGUAAAGGCAAUUAAGGCAAUUAGCUAGCCGGAACAUGAACAAACACAUCUGCACUCGCUGGGCCUUCGACCUGACCAGCUGGUCGCCCACUCUGCCCCAGCUGGCCCAGGCAGUGGCCUCGAUUCAAGCGGAGGAGCGCACUCGUCUUAUGAAGUUUCACUUCAUUGAUGACUUUCUGUCCUCCCUAAUUGGCCGCCUUUUGAUGCGAAAAUAUGUCAGCACGUGCAGCGGCCUGCCACCCCACCAGGUCCAGUUUGGCAGGGACGUGAGGGGAAAACCCUAUUGGGUGCAGGAGGAGGGGAACCAGCAGCGACCACCCCUCAGUUUCAAUGUGUCUCACCAAGGUGAUCUUGUGCUUCUGGCCGGCAUCUGCGGGGAUUCUGCUGAGCUCGACUUUGGCAUCGGUGCGGAUGUGAUGAAGAUCGAGUACAGUGGCGGCAAGUCCCUGUCCGAGUUCUUCCGCUUAAUGAGGAACAAGUUCUCGCCCCACGAAUGGAGCUACAUUGGACGACCUCAGCACAAUGAGAGGGCCCAGGUCAAGGCCUUCAUGCGGCACUGGUGCCUGAAGGAGGCCUAUGUCAAGGAGCUGGGAGUGGGCAUCACGGUGGACCUGCAGAAGAUCAGCUUUUCGGUGGACACCACCCAUAGUCUGGCGGAAGAGGUGUCGCCCCUUACAGGCACUACCCUGCGCUGCCAGGACCAACCCAUGGACAACUGGCACUUUGAGGAGCAUUUGCUGAAGGAGGAUUAUUGUGCCGCCAUAGCAUUUCGCAACUGCCUACCCCUGGAGCAUGCUAGAUUCCAACUGCUGCCCAUAGAACAGCUGCUGGUGGAGAGCGAUCAAUCGAAAUCGGAGGAUGUGGUGGCCUACUGCCAAAAGGCCUUGCUCAAGCCCUACAAAAAAGUAUCCUGAAAUGGAGUUGUUAUCCCUAGAAUAAACAUGCAUUUAUAUUUUUUCCAAAAAAA
This is a messenger RNA of Drosophila bipectinata, 1098 nucleotides long. RefSeq names its product L-aminoadipate-semialdehyde dehydrogenase-phosphopantetheinyl transferase. Lineage: Eukaryota; Metazoa; Arthropoda; Insecta; Diptera; Drosophilidae. Gene Ontology annotation, molecular function: holo-[acyl-carrier-protein] synthase activity; magnesium ion binding. The record is from RefSeq and is a predicted model, not a curated record. Gene Ontology annotation, cellular component: cytosol.